Molecule: messenger RNA, 1125 nt
Organism: Necator americanus (New World hookworm)
Lineage: Eukaryota; Metazoa; Nematoda; Chromadorea; Rhabditida; Ancylostomatidae
Exons: 10
Coding region: 1-1125 (374 amino acids)
Biological process (GO): proteolysis
Molecular function (GO): zinc ion binding; metalloendopeptidase activity
Source: RefSeq, a predicted model, not a curated record
AUGUGUAGCAACUGUUUAAAUACGGGACCAGCGCUAAACUUACACUGCAUUCUUCUAAGCUUCAGUGUCUUCUGUUUUUUGCUCACCACUAGGAUGGCCGUCAUCCAAAUUGUCGGCCAACUAUUAAGUUUCCUCACAGUUGUUCAAAUGGUAUCGGGAAGAGCGAAACCAAUCAACAUAUUCACACAGAAAAACGGAGCGGACAUUCUUCAGCUGAGGGGCAAAGAAGGCAAAAUGUUCAAUGCUCUUUAUAAAACGUCGCCUCUUAAGUGGAACGUAAAAGAUAAGGACGGAAAUUUUGUCAUACCAUACCAAAUAGCAGCACGCUUCGAACCACCAACGUUGACGAGAAUUAUCGGAAAAGCAAUGAGACGUGUAGAAGACAACACAUGCAUUCGAUUUAGGAAAAGAAAGAAUGAAGAAGAUUACAUCGAGAUUCAGAGUAAGCCUGGAGAAGGAUGCUACACCAGUGUUGGUCGACCCGGAGGCAAAAGCGUACUAAUGCUGGAACACGGCUCUGAGGAAACAUGUAUGGCGGUUGAACUCGUAUUGCAUGAACUAUUUCAUGUGAUAGGACUAUGGCAUGAGCAUAUGCGUGCCGAUCGUGACAAGUACAUCAAGGUGCACUAUAAGAAUAUAGAGCGAAGUUAUUGGAGUCAAUUCGAUAAGGUGUCACCACUCGAGGCAACUACUUAUAAUGUACCAUACGACUACAAAUCGAUCAUGCACUACGAUAAAACAUCAUUUGCAAUAGAAGGAAAAAUUAGUAUGGAAACGCGCGACCCUAGGUAUCAGGAUGUAAUUGGUAACCAAAUGGACGCUUCUCCCAACGAUUAUCGCAAAAUCUGCGAAAUAUAUCAGUGUAACAAAUGCAUGGGCGCGAAAACCGGCUACAGCAGCAAUAACUCGGGUGGAGUGAAACCACCUAUCAUCGUCACCCCACCAUCGAACAAAAACAAUUGCCGCGAUUCAAAUCGUUCAUUCUGCAACGCCUUGCUCAGAACACGAAAGCACUACUGCACACCUAAGGACAAGCAAUUUUGUUGCGCCACAUGUAAAACUGUUGGAAAGGGCUACCGCAACCCAUUCUUCUUCGAAUCCUACGCCCCUUUCGAUCGUUUUUAA